GAUCGGUUCAACGUGUGCGUGUGGCCCGCGAACAUUGAAGUGCGGGACAGCGGCAACCAGUUCUUUGCCCCCGGCUUCCACGGCAAUUUGUGGGAGUCGAACGACCCCGCGUUCGAUUAUGUGAUCGUCCUCCCGUACAUGUACGCCGAGGUCGUGGCCACUUGCAUCGGCCACGACGAUCGUGACCGCACGAGCAUUGUGACGUUCACGUGCCGCGAUUUCCCAGGAUGGACCCAUAUGUCGGAGGUGCCGUGGUCGACAACUUGGGGGUUCAUGGAGAGGAUGGUGAUGGCGUCGCGUUCGUUUCCCCGCCACCGCGAUCUGUUGUUCGAUGCCGACGACGACCAGCCCUCCAACCGAAUGCACGUGGGCCCGUCGUUCGGCCUGCGCGCGUCGGCGCGCCGCCGUCUCUGA
Molecule: messenger RNA, 414 nt
Organism: Prorocentrum cordatum
Lineage: Eukaryota; Dinophyceae; Prorocentrales; Prorocentraceae
Source: the annotation of a GenBank genome assembly